This is a messenger RNA of Aspergillus uvarum CBS 121591, 1751 nucleotides long. RefSeq names its product SDR family oxidoreductase. Lineage: Eukaryota; Fungi; Ascomycota; Eurotiomycetes; Eurotiales; Aspergillaceae. The transcript has 4 exons. The record is from RefSeq and is a predicted model, not a curated record. Bases 190 to 1398 code for a protein of 402 amino acids.
GUCGCUUGGCGGGCUGAACGGGGAACUGGCCAAAUGAAUCAUUAACAUUGACAGCGUCCAUAGUUCGGCGGCCGAGGGUGCUGGUCUUUUCUUGAUAAAUACUGCCCCUCUCGUCAAGGGAGUCUAGGAAGGAGCCUGUGGCCGCAGACGCAUCAUUAUCCCCUCAAGAAGAGAGAUAAAGCAGUCACAAUGGCUGACUCGAAGGAUGUUGCAUUGGUCUUUGGAGCCAGUGGUAUCUCUGGCUGGGCCGUCACAAAUUGCGCUCUCUCUUACCCCACACCCACCACCUUUAGCAGAGUGAUCGGCUUGACAAACAAACCAUUACCGCUGGAGAAAAGUGGUUUGCCGCAUGACCCUCGACUGGAGUUACACUGCGGCGUGAAUCUGCGAGGAACUCUGGCCGAGGUGGUUGCCCGAUUGCAAGACAAGGUUCCCAACCUAGAAGAGGUCACCCACGUGUAUUAUCUUGCCUACUCCAAUGUAACUGCAUGGUCGAUGGAUGUGAUGGCGAUCCGAGAUGUCAACGUGGAAAUGACCUAUAACGCGGUGCACGCCGUCGACAACCUGUGCAAGAACCUAAAGUUCUUCGUGCUUCAAACUGGAACAAACAAUUACGGAGUCUCUGUCUUUCGCUUCCAGGAACACAUCGAGAUCAAACCUCCCUUGCGCGAGGAUAACCCGCGCAUUCCUUCGCCCUGGGGCGACGAGAUCUUCUACUAUGCGCAGGUCGACCUGGUCAAGGAGGCUAACAAGGGAAAAUCCUGGAAAUGGUGCGAAGUUCGACCAGAUCAGAUCGUGGGUCACGUCCCAAUUCCCACCAGCAUGACCUACGUCGAGCCCCUCGCGCUCUACCUAAUGCUAUACCGUUAUGUGAACGGCCACGGAGCCACUCCUGUCUACCCCGGUUCCUACGCGAACUACAUCCACUCGCAUACACCCUCGUCGCAGGAUAUCAUCGCCCGGUCGGAGCUCUACCUUUCGCUUGAGAAGCCGGAUCAGGCGCAUGGAGAGUCCUUCAACACAGCCGACAACGCCACACCCGCACCAUUUUCCAUCAUCUGGCCCAUGAUGUGCGAGUACUUCGGCCUGACUGCCCAAGCUCCUACUCCCGAUGUCAAGGGGUGGGCGGACGUCGAUAAGUGGUGGAUCGCGCACCAGGACGACUACAAAAAGAUGUGUGACGAGUACAACCUACGUCCGCGCGAGAUCCCCGCGGCGACAUGGAUCUUCCUGGCGGCAGGAAUGAGCUUCCUGGCCCGCGACCGCGAUCUGAGCUUGGAUAAGAUCCGGAGCGUGGGGUUCACGGAGGAGUACCCGGUGGCGUAUGGGUAUCUUCGGGUGUUUGCUCGACUGGCGCAGGAGAGGAUUAUUCUUAGCACGGAGGCUUGGUCGAAGUAGGUCGGUGGCAAGAUGUGAGAACGAGCAUGACCGCAGCUUAUACAUGUACACUGGUGUUAGUGAUCCCGCUAAUGGGCACACGCUUACGGCUUUUGUAUGGUUUGGAUUUGCAUUGCGCUUUAUUGUGUGCUUUGCAUUCUGAGCCUGUGAAGACAAUUGUCCAGUCGAGGCCUUUUCCUUUCGCAGGCCUUCUAUACCUGUGCUUCCAGGGUUUCAAUCAUGAUAACCGGUCGAGGGCCUGUUGGUUCGCUAUGCCGAUCUGUAUAAUUGGCUUUCGAUGACUCUUGCAGGCUUCCUUGCUAUCAACCUUUAAAGGCCAGAAACGUAGACAAAGGGCACUAAUAUAUAGCGAG